AUGGUUCCUUUCUUAGUAACAAACAACAGUUUAGAAUAUCCCAUUCUUGGAUACAAUGUUAUUGAAGAACUAAUCAAGCCGAUGAAUACAUCUGAUAUUCAGUCAGCACAUAUUGCUACAGUACAAGCUAGUUUUCAAGGUUUUGAUGAGAAGGUGUUACUCGAAUUGGUUAGACUGAUACAGACAGCAAGAGCAAAUGAACUAUGCACGAUUAAGAGCCCAAAGAAAGACUUUGUUAUUCCGGCAAAGAAAACAUUUAAAGUUAACUGUCGAGCGAAUACUGGACCGGUAGAAAAAACUACACUUGUAUUGUUUGAACCGGACGAAUUAACGCCCUGUCCAGACGGUUUAUCGGUGCAUGAAACGGUAACAACAGUGAAACAAGGCUCAACAUCUCAAGUAAAGAUAGAUGUGACUAAUACAACUAAUCAUGACAUUGUCGUGCGUAAACACACAGUAUUAGGAAGUCUUCAGUUAAUUAAAUCGAUUACACCUGUAGAAGUGAAGUUGGCAGAAAAGUCAAGCAAAGAGAAAGAACGAACAGUAACAGCCACACAAUCCCAAGUGAAUGCAAUGGCGAAAGAAACUCGAGAAAGAGACAAUACAAAUGAUGACCAGUUUUUACCUGAAGUUGACCUUAGUGCAUUAACAGAACGUCAACGUCAAGUAGUUACUAACAUGUUGAAGGAAGAAUGUCACUCUUUUGCAAGAAAUGAUGAGGAUAUCGGUUAUAUCAAAGAUCUAGAACUAGAAAUAAAUUUGACAACAAACGAGCCAGUGCAAAAGAACUAUGUAUCGGUACCAAGACCUCUCUACCCAGAAGUAAAACAGUACAUUGAAGAUUUGUUAAAUAACGAGUUUAUAAGAGAGUCAAAAUCAGCUUAUUCAUCCCCAGUAGUAUGUAUUCGCAAAAAGGAUGGAACUCUGCGACUUUGUGUCGAUUAUAGAGAACCACAGUUAAUAGAAAUAGGAUGGUUUGGAAAGCCGGCGAACUUCAAAGAGCGGCGGCAAAUAUGUUGCGCCACAAAGGAAGUGAAAGUCACGUGUCAAAUAGUGUGCAUGCUCUCGAGCGAAGUGCUUAAGAUUAUUAAUGCGUUCAACAAAAAUCUUAUAAAAAAGUGUUUUUAAAAGGUCGAUACAGCUGAAAUUGAAAUGGAGGAAACUUCUGAGAGAGUUUUAGAAGAAAUAACGUCGAGUGUAAAGCCGUCUGGCCCAUCGUCAAGCAGCGAGGAACUGACAAUGUUAUUCGAUGAAGAUGCUUUGCACAUGAAUAUUGCGAUUGAUUUGUUGAAAAUGAUGACCUAUCGGUGGAAAAUUAAUUUAUAA
This is a messenger RNA of Paramuricea clavata, 1326 nucleotides long. NCBI's taxonomy places the organism in Eukaryota, Metazoa, Cnidaria, Anthozoa, Malacalcyonacea, Plexauridae. The record is from the annotation of a GenBank genome assembly.